AUGUCGGCUCAAGCGGUGGCCAAGGCUGCCGGAGGCGUCGUCUCCAUCGCCAAGUCCACCGGAGUGUGGGAAUCCAUCCGCAAGGCCCUCUCCAUUGACGCCAACCGCUCCAACGGCGUGCCGCUGAACCCGUACUUCCGCAACCCUCCACCCGGCAGCAACGACCCCAUGGCCUACGACGACCCCGUCACCGUGCCGGCCGGCGACAUCGCCGACAACCCCUACUGGAAGCGCGACCACCGCCGCCACUACCCCAAGCUGAGCGUCAUGAACCAGGCCGACGUGGCUAGCCUGCUGACGAUUGGGAGCGCCGCCGCACCCAAGGUUGAUCUGAUUGGCGAGGCGGGCGAGAAGCAGCUCGUCGCGGCGAAGCAGGAGGGCGAGACGGGUCUGGCCAAGUGUCUCGAGAAGACGAGCGGCAAGGACGUCUUUGUGGACGGCCUGCCGCCGCUGCCUAGCGGCCAGAGCCUCGCGUCGGGCUCGUGGAAGGUGUACAAGUAUGAGCUGACGGAGGAGAAUACAUAUCCCCAGGGGUGA
Messenger RNA from Metarhizium robertsii ARSEF 23, 537 nucleotides. Its product is annotated as NADH-ubiquinone oxidoreductase. The transcript is spliced from 2 exons. The record is from RefSeq and is a predicted model, not a curated record. Bases 1 to 537 code for a protein of 178 amino acids. NCBI's taxonomy places the organism in Eukaryota, Fungi, Ascomycota, Sordariomycetes, Hypocreales, Clavicipitaceae.